Molecule: messenger RNA, 2151 nt
Organism: Aspergillus bombycis
Lineage: Eukaryota; Fungi; Ascomycota; Eurotiomycetes; Eurotiales; Aspergillaceae
Gene: mvp1
Product: sorting nexin Mvp1
Exons: 6
Coding region: 1-2151 (716 amino acids)
Biological process (GO): protein targeting to vacuole; retrograde transport, endosome to Golgi
Cellular component (GO): endosome
Molecular function (GO): phosphatidylinositol-3-phosphate binding
Source: RefSeq, a predicted model, not a curated record
AUGUCCUUGUUCGGCACAUCACCCGAGGACUCCUCGGCAGGUAAUUCGGCACAUAGGUCCAAGUCUUCGCUCUUCGCCGACGAACCCUCUCUUGGUACUGGUAGCAAUGCCAACCUGGGCUCUUCCUCCCUCUUCGCCGACGAUGACGACCUGGGCUCUGGCUCGCCGUGGAAUAGCAAUACCAACAAGAGAACGGCUAGGCAUAAGCUCGUGAAAACCUUGCUAUCGGAUUCGGAUGCCCCCGAGAGUUAUAUCGAUGCCUACGACCUGAUCCUCAGUACUGGCGAUCGCGUUGGUGCCGGUAUUGGACUGACUUCAGUCAGGGAAAUUCUGUCCGGCAGCGGGAUAAGUGCCUCUGACCAAGGAAAAAUUUUCAAUAUUGUUGUUUCUGGUGAUAUCGAUAGUGCAAAUGGGUUAGGACGUGGCGAGUUCAACGUUCUUCUGGCACUCGUGGGCCUUGCGCAAGAAGGGGAAGAUCUUACAUUGGAUGCGGUUGAUGAUAGGCGCCAGAAGCUCCCCGCGCCGAGAAGCUUAUACCUUGAUGCGUUGCGCGCAAAGCAAGAAUCCGGCACCCCUGCGCCGUCGCAGGAGCGGCCGAUUACUCCACCUCUCCCUGCGUCACCCCAGCAAGCACCCAACUCAGCUCACUCACGGCGAUCACGACGAGAAUCGAUGGCAGGUUUGGAGUCCGACCCUUGGGGUAGUCCAGAGUUGCAUCGCGGACAUGCCCACGCACAACUCGAAUCCGACCAUCCAGUGUUGAAUGGCUAUGGUAGUGUUCGGUCCGCUACUAAUGCUUGGUCUAGUAGAGUUGGUGAGGACAACAACCCCAAUGAAAUCUCGAACAGAAACCGCGAGAAUGGCCAAACAGAUACUGGGCCAUCCCACGGCUCAGGAUUUGGGUGGGGGGGAAGUUUUGGCAAUACACCGAGUGAUGGUGGGCUUGGAGGAACAGCCCCGGCUGGCCUUGGAAGCUUUGGCCCUCCUAGUAGUGAUCAUAGCGACCCGAAUCCCCGUCGCGUAACGCUACUCCCGGAGAAGGAAGGGGUGUUCAUGUUCCAGCAUCGCAAUUACGAGGUCAAGUCCGCUCGUAGAGGGAGCACAGUGGUACGGCGAUACAGUGAUUUCGUCUGGCUGUUGGACUGUCUCCAAAAAAGGUAUCCGUUCCGACAGCUUCCUCUUCUUCCACCAAAGAGACUUUCAGUCAAUGGCACUCACCUUGCAGCGGAUUCCAAUGCAUUUCUCGAAAAGCGUCGCCGUGGACUCGUUCGAUUUACCAAUUCCCUUGUUCGACACCCGGUCCUUAGCCAGGAGCAACUCGUGAUCAUGUUCCUGACUGUUCCUACUGAACUGUCCGUGUGGCGGAAGCAAGCCACGAUUUCGGUGCAAGAUGAAUUUACUGGCCGAGCCCUUCCCCCUGAUCUGGAAGACUCCUUACCUUCUACACUUCCGGACACAUUCGAGACCGUCAGGGGCGGCGUCAAGAGGUCUGCAGAAAUUUAUAUCAACCUGUGCACAUUACUUGAGCGUCUGGCCAAGCGCAAUGAAGGCCUUGCGGCUGAUCACCUGCGGUUCUCGCUUGCCCUUCAAUCCCUCACGGAGGUGACUCGAGACACGUACGCGAUUGAUACCAACGACGUUCCUUUACUUAAUGAGGGUAUCAAAGCUACUGCCAAUCAUCUCUCAACUAGUCAAAGCUUAUUGGAGGAUGAAGCACGUGCCUGGGAAGAGGGCGUGUUGGAGGACCUGAAGCGCCAGCGAGACUGUCUAGUCAGUGUGCGGGAAAUGUUCGACCGCCGAGACCGUUACGCGCGGAACAAUAUUCCCCAACUGGAGCGGCGCAUCGAGAGCAACGAGCGGAAGCUACAAGAUUUGAGAAGCCGACCUCAAGGUACCGUCAAGCCCGGAGAGAUUGAGAAGGUCGAGGAUGCAAUCAUCAAGGACAAAGAGUCGAUUGUACAACAACAUGCGCGCGGUGUUUUCAUCAAAGAAUGCAUUCGCGAUGAAAUAGCAUAUUUUCAGCAGAGCCAGUACCAUAUUAGCCGACUUCACCAGGACUGGAGUCAGGAGCGGGUCAAGUAUGCCGAGCUGCAGGCAGAUAAUUGGCGGUCAUUGAGUGACCAGGUCGAAGGCAUGCCCUUGGGUGACUGA